UCACAUCCUUUUAGGGGUUUUCCAGCAGCCGCAGCUCUCGCCCAGAAACCCUAGCAGCGCCCUCAGAAUGCCGGCUGGACAUGGUCUCCGAUCUCGAACCAGAGACUCGUUCUCUAGGGCCUUCAGGAAGAAGGGUUACAUCCCCCUCUCCACUUACCUGAAGACCUACCGCAUCGGUGACUUCGUCGACGUCAAGGUUAAUGGUGCCAUUCACAAGGGUAUGCCCCACAAGUUCUACCACGGGCGCACUGGUCGCGUCUGGAAUGUUACCAAGAGAGCCAUCGGCGUUGAGAUCAACAAGCAGGUGGGUAACAGGAUUAUCAGGAAGAGGAUCCAUGUGCGUGUGGAGCACGUGCAGCCAUCAAGGUGCACUGAAGAAUUCCGUUUGAGGAAGGUGAAGAACGAUCAGCUGAAGGCAGAGGCUAAGGCUAAGGGUGAGGUCAUCAGCACCAAGAGACAGCCAAAGGGUCCCAAGCCUGGUUUCAUGGUUGAAGGUGCAGUCAUGGAAACUGUUACUCCUAUUCCAUAUGAUGUCGUCAAUGAUCUUAAGGGAGGGUACUAGGUUUACAUCUGUUUGCUUUUGCUCACCAUCCGGACUAAUUGGAUGUGUCUUUAGUAUGUUCUCUUUUAAAUUGUUGAGAUAUUUUUAUUUGCUGCAGAAGAAUUGCUCUAGUUUAAUUAAUGUUUUUGGAUACAUGUGAUGUUUUUAAGUACAAUUAUGUUGGAAUCUGGAAUUUAUCUUGCUUUUGAAGUAUGUUUGAUUGAUCUCAUUAGUGUUAGGUCAAUCAAGUUUCUGCUGCCUCAUCCCUCCUUCUGUAUAAGAUUGUUAGGGAUGGCAGGGGAGAGCUGACUUGAUUGGCGAUUUGGUUUUAAGAAAAGUGUAUACACAAGGCAAUAGUGAUGUUCAAACCUUGUUUCUUGGAUCA
Argentina anserina (silverweed cinquefoil) is the source of this 926-nucleotide messenger RNA. RefSeq names its product 60S ribosomal protein L21-1. Gene Ontology annotation, cellular component: ribosome; cytosolic large ribosomal subunit. Gene Ontology annotation, molecular function: structural constituent of ribosome. The transcript has 2 exons. The coding region runs from base 68 to 562 and encodes 164 amino acids. Lineage: Eukaryota; Viridiplantae; Streptophyta; Magnoliopsida; Rosales; Rosaceae. The record is from RefSeq and is a predicted model, not a curated record. Gene Ontology annotation, biological process: translation.